AUGAAGAACAUGUACUUGGUCGGUAUCAUCACUGCCCUCAUUGGCAUGGCAUCAGCCAACAAGGGCGACCGAUGUCUUUCAUACGGCGACUGUAUGUCCGUCAUGCCGGAUCUUCCUCAUCGCGACAUGACCACUGAAUUCGCCGGGUGCUUCAAAAGCUGCUCGGCGGACGUAAAGGCUUGCUGCCAGCAGGACUGUGCGAGUCUCUCAUCAUGCCGCACUUACUGGUCCAACUGCUUUUCGAAUUGCCGAAGCCAUUUGCCACCCACCCAUUCCACGUGCAUGGAUACGUGUAUGAAUGUUUGGAACAAUUGUAUGACUGAGUCCGUCACCAUCGAUGCAGUCCUUGAUCAUAACACCCACUGCAACAACGACUUCAGCUCUUGCAGAAUGCGUUGCCACAAGGAGUAA
Messenger RNA from Penicillium angulare, 411 nucleotides. RefSeq lists its product as uncharacterized. The coding region runs from base 1 to 411 and encodes 136 amino acids. The record is from RefSeq and is a predicted model, not a curated record. Lineage: Eukaryota; Fungi; Ascomycota; Eurotiomycetes; Eurotiales; Aspergillaceae. The transcript has a single exon.